AUGGGAGAGCUGGCCGAUUUCCUCGUUGAACGAGACGAAAACUUUCGCAAAGCCCGUCUACCCGCCCUUUACUCCGACUUCCGCGCCCAACGAACCCUCAAUCCGGAUGGCUUCCAAGCAAACGUCAGUGCCUGGCGCCAGGCUCUCGCCCGCGCCGCAUGGGAAGGCAUGAUAGCAUCCCAGGUCUCGGCACCCAACAUUCUCGUCGUGAAUGUUGACGAGAAUCUCGUGCGGUCACUCGAAAGCAAACAAUUCGGCCGCCCUCUGGCACUGGGUACGGUUGUGAGGGAGGCUGUGGAUGAGAAGGACCUAUACCCGAUCAAGGAGUUUCUAACUUCCAAGGAGAGCAUUUACGCCGGGAAAACAUGGGGACAGGUAUCGUGGACUGUGGUGUCAUGGGCGGCAGGGCAGCUCGGAUUCGGCGGGAAGUCAACUUCAGGGGAGGAUAAGCUGCCACAAGGGAGAUUUGUUGUUAUCAAGAACGUUGAAACGACGGCAAAGAGCCUUGCCGAGAAAGUAACAUCGUCCGACACGAGAUUCGACAGGACAUACACGAAGUCGCACUUCCGCAAGACAUUCGCGAACACACUGGUCCAGGAUCGCAGGCUAUCCGAAACGGACGUCGACAUCCUCCUCGUAUUCCUCUCACGGGACAAGAGAAUCGUGGUCUACGACGGACAGGUCGUCAAGAUCAAAGGCAGCGCAGACGAGGACGAGUCCGUCAUUACAGAAGAGGACGCAGCGGUCUCCUCGCUCAAGGAGCUGAUCGCCGACAUGAAGGAACAGACGAAACUCCUUACACGGCGUGUUGACGAGCUCACGGCCACGGCCAAGGACGCCGUCUCUAAGAAGAAUAAAGUUGCAGCGCUGGCAGCACUGAAGUCAAAGAAAAUGACCGAGGCGACGCUGGAGAAGCGCUUCGCGACACUGAAUCAGCUUGAGGACGUGGCGGCGCGGAUCCAGGAGGCCAGGGACAACGUGCAGCUCGUCAAUGUCAUGGAGGCGAGCGCUGGCGCGCUCAAGGGUCUCAACGAGAAGAUCGGCGGCGCGGACCGCGUAGGCGACGUUGUCGACAGGUUGCGCGAGCAGAUGGGCGAGGUGGACGAGGUCGGCAAGGUCAUUUCCGAGGCCGGCGCAGCGCCGGUGGACGAGCUCGAGGUCGACGACGAGCUGGAGGCUAUGGAGCGUGAGGAAAGAGAGAAGGAGGAAGCGGUGGAGCGGGCGAAGAAGGAGGCGCAGGAGACGAAAGAGGCCGAAGAGAUGCGGCACCGGCUCGAGAAGGAGAUGGCGGAGCUGCGACCGCCUGUCACGGAACCCGCGGAAAAAGAGGACGCGAAGGAGAAGAUGCAGACGCCGACAGGGGAAACAGCGGACAGCUUGGAGAAGCUGGGGCUUGAUGAGCGGGAGAAGCCACUGCUCGCGCAGUAG
This is a messenger RNA of Colletotrichum graminicola M1.001, 1428 nucleotides long. RefSeq names its product Snf7 family protein. Bases 1 to 1428 code for a protein of 475 amino acids. Lineage: Eukaryota; Fungi; Ascomycota; Sordariomycetes; Glomerellales; Glomerellaceae. Gene Ontology annotation, biological process: late endosome to vacuole transport via multivesicular body sorting pathway; vesicle budding from membrane. The record is from RefSeq and is a predicted model, not a curated record. The transcript is spliced from 2 exons. Gene Ontology annotation, cellular component: multivesicular body; cytoplasmic side of plasma membrane; ESCRT III complex.